UACACUUCCCAGACGCCCAGGAACUACUUCCGUGUUGAGCGGUUCAAAAGUCGCUGAUUGGCUGGGCGCCGCAGCAGAAGUCGAGGUGAAGGGGUUUGUUGUUGUCGUCGUCCUGAGUCUGAAGCGCCGUAGUAACAGUUUCCACCUUGUGCAGUAUGGACGCGUUACAGAGGCACAGGUCUCUCUACAAGGGCACCACUCCACCAUGGAAAGAGACAUACAGAAAGCGGUGCGUGGAGAGACUGAAGAACAGUCGGUCCCGGUUACUUGAGAAGUACCGUCAGAUGUCGGACUGCACUGGGGACUCUAAGAGCUCUCUGCUCGUCCAGGAGGUCAUGGAGAUGGAGUGGAAUGCCUUACAGUCAGCCAAUCAGUCGCUGCCUUCACUGUGGGGGAAAGAUGGCAUCAAAGACAUGUACAGUGACAUGCAGGAAUAUGAUGAGCAGGCAAUUUUAGAGGAAAUUCAACAGGAGCUCAUGUCUCAAGAACGUUCUAUCAUAGAGGAAUACCACAAAAGCCAGCAAUACGAAGAACGGUAUUUAAAUGUAGUCGUGGAUGGAAUGGAAGAAGAAGGGAAGCUCAUAUGUCCUGUGUGUCACGUGAAUAACCUAACAGUGAACAGUCAUUUUACAUCAUGUCCCUGUGGCCUUUAUAUCAACACUAUGGGUAGGAAUAUAACACCAGAAGUACUCCAGCGUCUGCUUGAGGCGAGGGUAACCGAACACAUGGAAGACUGUCUCCAGAACCCCGUAUUCUCAGUGGCCUCCAACAUGGAGGGUUCUCCUAACCUUAUGAUAAGCUGCAAGGCGUGUGAUUACCUCUCUGUCGUCCUGUGACCAUCUUCUGUGCAACAAUGAGGAUUAUGGGAGUUGAAGUCCUGUAACCAUGGGAGUUAUUUCUCUCUAAAUAUUUUAAUUUUAUUUCUGUGAAAUAAUAAAGCUAUGUUAGUCAUUUAACUUUUAAACACUUGCUUUAACAGUAUGGUAUUUAUGCAGGGGUGUAGCUCUUGCUGCUACUUAGGUCAAGGUUGCUCUGAGCAAUAGGAAAGUGAGUUAUUCUGUACAGUUAGUACAAAUAUAAUAAUGCGUAUCACAUAGUGACUCAGAAUUCUUAAGAUUAAUAGAUUUAAAAAAAAAAAAAGUGUUUUAAGCCAAAAAAGUUUCUCAGAGUAUCUCAAAACCAUUGCAGUUAA
Messenger RNA from Pygocentrus nattereri (red-bellied piranha), 1192 nucleotides. RefSeq names its product RPA interacting protein (gene rpain). The transcript has 7 exons. The record is from RefSeq and is a predicted model, not a curated record. Gene Ontology annotation, biological process: protein import into nucleus. Lineage: Eukaryota; Metazoa; Chordata; Actinopteri; Characiformes; Serrasalmidae. Gene Ontology annotation, cellular component: PML body; nucleus. The coding region runs from base 156 to 836 and encodes 226 amino acids.